Besnoitia besnoiti is the source of this 1140-nucleotide messenger RNA. RefSeq lists its product as uncharacterized. Lineage: Eukaryota; Apicomplexa; Conoidasida; Eucoccidiorida; Sarcocystidae. Bases 1 to 1140 code for a protein of 379 amino acids. The record is from RefSeq and is a predicted model, not a curated record. The transcript has a single exon.
AUGGAGAAAGGACGCGGCAGAACUUCGGGGCGGGCGGAGGCUCUCUGCCUGAGCUCUCCAGAAGCUCCGUUCGCCCCAGAAGUUCUCUACCUAGAAGAGUCCCACCACUCGCCAGUUCAGUUCCUCGACUGCAACACUCUCUGCUCCUGCGUUGGGAGUGCACUUUCCCUGUGGGCGCUCGACAGCGGCCGGAGGCGUUUGCUCAGCUUUAGCGUAGAGGGAGAUAGAAGGCUGGAAAUCCUCGCUGAAGACGAGGGCAGCGAGACCUCGCCUGCGCAUCCAUCAAUUUCCGCACCUGCGCCGCCUGCCAGGAGGGUCACAGACCGGCCAAGCAGCGCAGCGACCGCGGCGGCGAUUGCGGCGGAAAAAAGCGGCGGGCGUGUGGCGGCGCCAGGGAAAUUGCCCUCGUCAGCGGCGCUCAGCAAAGACCUGAAACACAGAUUUCCCGGCGUAGAGCUGCGGGCCACCGAGGCGGCGCGCCCUAGAGGCCGUCAUCAGGCCACAGCCUCGCCGUAUCGAGACGCCCUAGAUCUCUUGCCUUGCCUUGCCACGUGCCCAUCUCGAGGCCUCGUAGCAUGCAGCGGGCGAGUGGCGCGGCGAAUGCCGCUUCCGAACGAGGAAGAACCGACGAACUGCGUCAAAACUUUCCUGCUGCGCAGAGUGACUCGAAAAGACAAGAACGACAAAAACGCGCCGCUAGACUUCUGCCCGCAGGUGACCGAGCUCCAGCCAGACGCGUCGCCGGCAGCGAUCGACGUCGUGGAUCUCGCGUUCAGCGCCUGCGGCACAAAGCUGUACAGACUCUCUAUCGCCCUCUCGCAAGCCCAAGGCGCCCGACGAGACUCUGGGCUCCUGGAUGAGGCCGCCAUCCUCGGCGCUCCCAGCCUCGUCGUGGAAACCUCCAGCGCCUUCUUGGCGUCGACCGCAGAGGCGGAAGAUGUCGGCAAACCCGAGUUUCGCGCCGCUGCGCACAUCACGGUAUUCGACUCGACAACGGGCGCUCUGCAGACGCGAACGAAGCUGCACAUCUCUGAUAUCUGUGAGUGCAAAAGGAAUGGAGGGCCUCCCACCGCGCAGGCCUGCGCGUGCCCUACAUUCUGCGAAGCAAACGUCGCCUCGGCUGUCGCAUUUCGAGGGUGA